Messenger RNA from Dovyalis caffra, 1119 nucleotides. The record is from the annotation of a GenBank genome assembly. Lineage: Eukaryota; Viridiplantae; Streptophyta; Magnoliopsida; Malpighiales; Salicaceae.
AUGCGCACUGUGAUCUUCUUUGAUUUGGAAAAUGUUCUUAUGGCCUUUGUUUUUGUGUUUCAGAGAUUGAAACCGUAUCAUAUAUGCAAACUUGGUAAGGGUUUGAUUGCGAAUCAAGCGAUGGCAUCGCUAAUCAAAGCUCCUCCCACAAUGUCGACUAUUAAUGUUCCCCAAGUCCAUCUCAGGAAACUGAAAUUGCUAAGCAACUCAAACAUGCAUAAUGAUCUCAGGUUUCCUAGAAUUCGUGUUAAUCAUUCCCCUGUUUGCUGCACCAAAUUGACUCCAUGGGAACCUUCACCUGUCACAUAUGCUCCUACUGUUGAUGAUACUGCUGGUAACUUAUUGAAGAAAACUAGCAACAUAUUUGAAACUUUGAAGUCUGAAGACACAGCUGAAGCAUCAGCAACCAACAGUGAAGAGCUUACAGAUAGAAGGAAUUCAUUGGUGCAAUUUCAGUUUCUUAAAUGGCCGAUGUGGCUUCUGGGCCCUUCUCUUCUUCUGACUACAGGAAUGGUACCAACAUUAUGGCUGCCUCUAUCUUCCAUAUUCCUUGGUCCCAAUAUAGCCAGUCUGCUUUCCUUGAUUGGACUGGAUUGUAUCUUCAAUCUUGGUGCUACCCUUUUUCUUCUAAUGGCUGAUUCUUGUUCCCGGCCCAAAAACCAGGCACAAACCUGCAAUAGCAAGCCUCCGUUGAGUUACAAAUUCUGGAACAUGGUUGCAUCUGUUUCUGGUUUUGUGAUUCCCUUGAUGAUGUUAUUGGGAUCCCAAAAAGGCUUCCUCCAACCCCAGCUGCCUUUCAUCCCAUUUGCAGUUCUAUUGGGUCCUUACUUGCUACUUUUAUCUGUACAGAUUCUGACUGAGUUACUGACCUGGCACUGGCAGUCUCCAGUAUGGUUGGUAACCCCAGUUGUGUAUGAGUCUUAUCGGGUGUUACAGCUGAUGAGGGGAUUGAAGCUUGGGGCUGAGCUCAGUGCUCCAGCAUGGAUGUUGCAUAUGAUUAGGGGGCUGGUAUGUUGGUGGAUUUUAAUCCUCGGUAUUCAGCUCAUGAGUGUUGCUUGGUUUGCUGGUUUCGCUGCUCGAUCUCAGCAGCCACGGUCCUCUGCUUCUUCUGGUGGUUAA